Messenger RNA from Echinococcus granulosus, 495 nucleotides. RefSeq lists its product as hypothetical. The coding region runs from base 1 to 495 and encodes 164 amino acids. The record is from RefSeq and is a predicted model, not a curated record. Lineage: Eukaryota; Metazoa; Platyhelminthes; Cestoda; Cyclophyllidea; Taeniidae. The transcript has a single exon.
AUGAGCGCCACCCAACCCGGAAGGCGUAUAGUCAUGCCUGUGGAUAGCAGUUCCAACUGUCACCGGGCAUUCAAUUGGUUCCUCAAAUAUUGUUACCGCGAGAAUGACUUCAUCAUCUUCAUUCACGUUCUACAACCCAAAUACACUCACGGUAAUGCCGUUAUCGCUCUGGACAACCUGAUUAACAUACCAGUGCAGGACGGCUCAGUGAGUGUCGAUGAUGGCCAAAGAGUGGAGGCGAAGUUCCGAAAACUGGCGGAGCAGGCGGGGGUGAACUACACGAUCGAGAUCCUGGCUGACUCCUCGAUUGCAGAGGCUAUACUGCGCCUGGCAUCAGAGCACGGGGCCAACCUCAUUAUCGUGGGCUCACGCGGCGUCGGCGCUGUAAGACGCGCAACUCUCGGUAGCGUCUCCCACCACCUUGUCACGCACGCUUCCGUGCCUGUGCUCGUAGUGCCGCCAGCGGCCAGUAAUCGCCCUUCAACCAGCGCCUGA